Molecule: messenger RNA, 1749 nt
Organism: Penicilliopsis zonata CBS 506.65
Lineage: Eukaryota; Fungi; Ascomycota; Eurotiomycetes; Eurotiales; Aspergillaceae
Exons: 4
Coding region: 1-1749 (582 amino acids)
Biological process (GO): endosome to lysosome transport; protein modification process; protein transport
Cellular component (GO): ESCRT I complex
Molecular function (GO): ubiquitin binding
Source: RefSeq, a predicted model, not a curated record
AUGGCGACUGUGCCUCAGAGGACUCUGAACUGGCUGUACAGCGUUCUCACAAAGGACCACCACGACCCCAAACAAACGUAUCUCGAUCCCAACCGCACGUACUACGAUGUCGCCAGGGCGCUCACUCAGUAUCCCACCCUGUCCCCUCGGACAGAUGUCUACACAUACGAGAACGGGUAUUCUGCUCUCCUCCUCCAUAUCGUGGGCACGCUUCCUGUUUCCUUCCGCGGCACGGUAUACAACUUUCCAAUAGCCUUAUGGGUGCCGAAUUCCUAUCCUCGAGAACCGCCGAUUGUCUAUGUCACUCCGACUCAGGAUAUGGCUGUUCGCAUCGGCCAACAUGUGACGCUGGAAGGCAGGGUGUACCACCAUUACUUGGCGCAUUGGGCGGAAGCAUGGGAUAAAUCUUCCCUUGUCGACUUUCUCUCCAUCCUGCGGGAAGUAUUCGCCAAGGAACCGCCGGUCAGAUACAAGCAACAGCAGCAGCAGCAACAGCAACCAAGACAGCCUGAGCCAGUUCAAACCCCGCCUCCUGUGCCUCCUUUACCGGCAGAGCUCGCAUCCUCGAGCUCUCCAACGCCUGCUCCGCAAGGUACAACACCAACGCCCCCUCGCCCUCCGAAGCCGGGACAAGCCGUUGCAUCCCCCGCAGAAGGUCGAUACAAUUCGCCUCCGCCAUUACCUCCAUUACCUCCGAAAGACCAAGACGCUAGACGUCUGUCCUAUCAGCCGCAAGCAAAUUUGAAUACCUUUAGCCAGCAUGUUUCUCAACAUGUUCCUGAAAGACCGUCCAACCUCGGGCGCGCGGUGCACGCUUAUCCAUCGCAACAGCCACAUCAACAAGCUGCACCUGCACCUGCAUUAGCACCGCCCUAUCGUCAGGGACCGACCAAUACCUUUCCAGUGCAAAGUAAUGCUUCCGGGGUACGCGUAUCACCGCAAGCCCCCCGUUAUGGAACUCAAUUUACAUCUUCACCUUCCCCUACCCAGCGAUUUCCCAAUCAGUAUCCUCCGCAGCAACCAACACAGCAGCAGCAGCAGCAGCUACCACCACACUAUCCUCAUCAAACACAGCCAGUCCAGCCAGCUCCGCCUCCAAGUAAAGUGGAAACCCCCGAUCUUCUCACGUCACCCUUUGAGCUUGAACUGCCGUCCUUUGCACCAUCGGGACCUGUCCCACCCAUCCCGCCGAAUCCGCAGAAAGACGCCCUCCUGCACGCAGUCGCGCGCACGGUCACCGAAACGCUGCAGUCGAAUGUGGCGCAGUCCAAGUGCGCGGCGCAGUCGCUCACGUCGCAGUCCCAGAGUCUCCUCGCGGCCAUCGCCACUCUGCAGGGCGAGAUGGCCGCCCUGCAGAGCUUCCAUUCAACCCUACAGUCGAACACGUCCAUUCUUCAGCAAUUCAUCCGGCGAGCCGACGGCGUCAUCGCCGAAGCCCAGGCGCGGAUCUCAUCGCCCGCUCCUCCUCCUUCAUCCGCAGCCUCUGCACCCGACGGGCCCUCGUCCUCCACAGGAUUACCACCCAUCGACGACCUCCUGGUAGCCCCGACUGUAGUAGGCAAGCAACUGUACGACCUGGUUGCCGAAGAGCGCGGCAUCGAGCAGGCAAUCUAUGCGCUGCAGGCGGCGCUGGUGCGCGGGAUCAUCGGCGUGGAGACUUGGUCGCGGCAUACGCGGGGGUUGGCGCGCGAGGCGUUCCUUAGGCGAGCUCUUAUUCGGAAGAUUGGUAAGGGGAUGGGAUUGGAGUGA